Messenger RNA from Neoarthrinium moseri, 5007 nucleotides. RefSeq lists its product as uncharacterized. The transcript has 4 exons. Bases 1 to 5007 code for a protein of 1668 amino acids. The record is from RefSeq and is a predicted model, not a curated record. Gene Ontology annotation, biological process: histone catabolic process. Gene Ontology annotation, cellular component: Lid2 complex. Gene Ontology annotation, molecular function: ubiquitin-protein transferase activity; chromatin binding. NCBI's taxonomy places the organism in Eukaryota, Fungi, Ascomycota, Sordariomycetes, Amphisphaeriales, Apiosporaceae.
AUGGCCCCGAAAUCCCACGCUGCGAGCGGCGCCGACGAUCAGCCAAAUCCUGCGUCAUCCUCGUCAAAGGACACCCCAGAUGCAGGCACGCCAAACCCCAAGCCAGACUCCCGCAGCGACAGCCCUUCGACAGCGCAACUCGCCACCCAGGACACGCCUGAAGAUGCAUCGGGAUCAGAGCAACUGACCAAGGCCACGUCUGCCGGUGGCAACGCUCUCGCGAAAGACGCCAUGUCGGGGCCCUCGCCCUACGGCACGCGCUCGCGGAAUCGCGGCCAACCCCGGCCCAAUUACGCAGAGGACAAGGACGCAGACACGGACAUGUUUGACGCUCCCGCCGAACGGAAAGCCGAGGAGCCCAAGAAAUCAUCACGACAGUCUACCAACGGGGUCACAGAGUCGCCACGAGCCGGGGGCCCGGUUCCACGCAAGGCUGCAUCUACGGAGGACAGCAAGGGAGGCAAUGCACCUGUCUCGAGCGCGAAUCAAUCGGGAGCAGCCACUCCCGCCGCUUCGACGACGUCCACGUCGACCACAUCAAAGAAGCGCAAAGCGACUGCACAACCGUCUACAAAUGGUGCCCAGCCCUACUCGACUGCCGCAAGUGGUCAGGUUUCAGCUAGCACGCGACGAAGUGCUGCGCAGACGUCGGUGACGGGCACCCCAGGCUCCGGUUACAAGGAAACCAACAUGCUCACUUUCGACCUGUGUGGUGCAAGACCUAAAGAUGGCAAGAUGGUCGCAGAUGACGGAACUGUAAUUGAGAAGAACGACCAUGUGUACUUGGUGUGUGAGCCGCCUGGGGAGCCAUACUACUUGGGGCGCAUCAUGGAAUUCCUCCACGUGCAGAACAACAGCUCCAAACCGGUCGAUGCAUUGCGGAUCAAUUGGUAUUAUCGGCCCAAGGACAUUGGCAAAAAGGUCAACGACACAAGGCUCGUUUUUGCGACAAUGCACUCAGACGUAAGUCCUCUGACGGCGUUGCGCGGCAAGUGCCAGAUCCGUCACAAGGCCGAGAUCCCCAACAUGGACCAAUAUCGGAAAAGCCCCGACUGCUUCUGGUUCGAAAAACUCUACGAUCGCUACAUCCAGAAGAACUACGAGGUCAUCCCGUGUUCUCAGAUUGUGAACGUGCCCGAAAAGGUCAAGAAGGUGCUCGAUGAGAGAUGGAAAUAUAUCUUGGUGGAACAGGGCCGCUCCAAGGAGUUCACCAGUGCGGUCAAACUGUGCAAACGGUGUAGUGGAUACUGUGCCAACAAUGACUCCGUUGACUGUGCAGUCUGCCAGCACACCUACCAUAUGAACUGUGUACGGCCGCCUCUGGCGAAGAAGCCGUCACGUGGUUUCGCAUGGGCUUGCGCGGCCUGCAGUCGCGCACAAGAGAGGAAACUCGAAGCCCGCCACACACCCAGCCUCCUUGACCCCCACCAUGACGCCGAAGAGGAGGAGUAUUGGGACGAGGAAGAAGAGGAUCGUCAUGCCGAUACCAAUCGCACCAGCCCUGCCGAUGGGAUAGACGACACCCACCAGCCUGCAACCGCAGAGCAGAUACACCAUGCAAGUCUAUGGCCGUACCGCUACUUGGGCCAGCACUGCAAGCCCGAGGAUGCAUUGGACUACGAUGACCGCAUAUAUCCGAGGGCUGGUUCCCGCCUAGGUCCUAAACAUCAAGCACCGGUUCUGUCCUGGCCAGGUCGUCCUGUGAAGCUGGUCAAGCCACUUGAUCUCAAGAGUGCGCGCAAGGAUGCAAAAAACAACAAAGAACUUCAAGCCGCCAUAGAAGCCGAAAAACUGGCUCGAGAAACCCGUCCCAAGUGGGUUCAAGAUGAACCUCUUGGAUAUGUUGCCCGUGGGGAGGACUUUGACGACGAUGACCCCAGGAACACUGCACAGCUCCUCUGGAAACCGACCAACACCGUCGACAGCUCCAUUACCGACUCAGAUAUUGACAAGUAUAUGGACACCGCUUUGGCCCUUGCACCCACACUCGGCGUGCCUACCAGGUCCACCAAUCUCCUGGAUGUAGCGCGCGACGUAUUAUUCCAGACGAAUUUUGAUACGGUCAAAGCUCUGAAAAAGAUUCCCAAGGUAGACCGCGCCGAGUUCAAGGAACCCCAACUGUCUGCCACGGAGUUGAAAAAGUUCGAAGAGGGCGUGGCCAAAUUCGGAUCCGAGCUGUACCUUGUGAAGAGAUACGUGAAAACACUCGAUUACAGAACCGUUGUUCGGUUCUACUAUACCUGGAAGAAGACCGAGCGCGGAGUGCAGGUGUGGGGGACAUAUUCUGGAAGGAAGGGCAAGAAGGAAGCUAAGAAAAUCGAGGCUUCCGCGAGUAAAUUCCAGGACGACGUUGCCGACGACCACGAUGACUCUGCCUUCGAUGCUGACAAGGCUGUGGACCGGAAGCGGAACUUUACAUGCAAGUUUUGCAACACUAAGAACUCGCGGCAAUGGAGAAGGGCACCUCACGUUUCUUCGCCCUUGGUAUCAGAAGCGUCUGGGAAAAACAAGGACAAAGGCACGCAAUACAUUGUUGCGCUAUGUCGGCGGUGUGCGGAACUGUGGCGGAGAUAUGCGAUACAGUGGGAAGACGUGGAAGAACUCGCAAAGAAGGUUGCUUCUGCCGGUCGAACCUGGAGGCGCCGGGUUGACGAGGAACUACUCAAGGAGCUGGCAGCUGCUGAUGAAAUGAUGAGUGCCACGGUCUACAGCUCGCCCAGUCCAUCUGCACAGGCUGCCGCAUCGGUCUCCCAGCCUACCACUUCAGAUCCACCUCGGAAGAAACUCAAGGCACUUGCGGACAGGGACGCUGAGAAUAAUGCCUCAGAUUCCGGCAGUGUUUCCGGGGUUACCACCGCGAAGAAAAAGGAGAAGGCAGUCGAGAAGCCUGCGCCUCCACCGGUGCCAGAGAUCCCGAAGCCUCGCGUGCUACCUUGUGCAAUUUGCACCCAGAUGGAUCCGGCUGGCGAACAAAAUCUCCUGUCUUGCAAAGAGUGUCGACUUAGUGUACACCGCAAGUGCUACGGAGUCGUUGACAACCGUCAUCCCGGUAAAUGGAUCUGCGACAUGUGUCUCAAUGACAAAAACCCCCAAGUAUCUCUGGAAUACAAAUGCGUUUUGUGUCCCAUUGAGCAUACAGAGCACGACUUCGUUGAACCGCCGAAGAUGACGACCAACAAGAAGAAGACAGAGAAGGACAAGGAAAAGGAGCGCACCGACCGCGAAGUUGCGCAGAAAGCUGCAGAUUACUAUCGCAAGAAGCAAGAAGAUAUGAACCGGCCUAUCAAUCCGCGGGAACCCCUGAAGAGAACAGCCGACAACAACUGGGUCCAUGUCACCUGUGCCAUUUGGACUCCUGAAGUAAAGUUCGGCAGUGCCAAAGCCUUGGCUCCUUCAGAAGGCAUACCAUCGAUUCCUCGAGCGAGGUAUGAUGAAGAGUGUAAGGCUUGUAGACGGAAGGGAGGUGCGUGUGUGGCUUGCCAUCAAUGCAAGGCCUCUGUUCACGUCGAGUGUGCCCGCCAAAGUGGCCACCUUCUCGGAUUCGAGGUAACCCCUGUCAAAGGAUCUCGUCGCGAUCAGUUCAACAUUGUUUCGAUCAACGGGGAGACGGGUGUAAUGUCCGCUGCGGUAUGGUGCAAAGAACACAUCCCUACCAAGACGGUCGUUCACCGCAUGCACGACAUUGUCAACCCACUCGAGUUUGAAGGCAAAGAUUCGCCUGCUCCCAAUGCACUGCAAUUCUACGUGCAGAAUUUUAAGCAGGCAGAUCUGGCACUUACAGGCACUGUCCGCAAGGCUAAUCUCAUCGCAAUGGCAACAAAGACGCCUGUCGUCACAAUGGCACCAAGCUCUCACAGGCGCGCUUCGACCGCUGCCACCGCCACCACGAAUGGAGCCGGUGGCCCGAGAGCUUCUUCGGUCGAGAAUACAUCAGAGGGAUCAGCAGCCUCCCCACAGAGUGGAGACAAAGUAUGUAUAACUUGUGGUGUCGAUGUCAGCCCGAAGUGGUGGCCCAUCGAGAAGAGCCAGGAGAAGGCUCUUGUCAACGGACACCUAGGGAGCCUCGGGAGCGAAGCGCAGAAGUUUGUCGAGCAGAGGAAUUUCCAGUGUCACAAAUGUAAAAAGGCCAACAAGAAGCCUGUGGCCCACGUUCCGCCGCCGACCGAAGUAGCACCUCCGGUUGACCCGGUCAAGCCUGCGCCUGUGCUGGCAGCGGCCCUGAGAAGUCCCCCGUCAGCCGCGCCGGAACCUAGGGCAACUCCUACGCCAUAUUCGUCGUGGCCACCUCCGAGCCAGACAGCGGCGCCUCCUCCAGCGCCCUCUGCUGCCGUCGCUUCUGCUGUCGUCGCACCCACCUUGCAGGCGCCGUUGGCUGGACCUCCGCCUCCGCCGCUCCCUUUGAACGCUCCCCACCCCGGACCGAGCCCCAUAGCCGCACCUAUCACGCAGCCAGCGCCUCAUCACUAUCCUCCAUCGAGCGCAGCUUAUAGUGAUUGGCAUCGCAACACAACUCAACGCUCCCCACCGAUUCAUCAGAUGAACGGGGGCCCUGGAGGCCACAACGCUCUUCACCCGAAUCAUCUUCGCGAUCUCCGGCCACCGCCGAUCGCCACCAUUUCUCACCACCAGGCACCACCCCUCCAGCAUGGGCCUGUAGUGCAGCCCCUGGUGAAUGGCAUUCCUCCUUCUUCGCCUCGUCGUGCGCCUCCGGUGCAGAACGGUACAGCGCCGUAUUUGCCGUCAUACCAUCAUCCGACCCACCAUCCGCUUCAGAAUCUCACCAAUGGCGGACCCCCGCCUCGAGCUGGAGAGCGCUCUUUCUCUCAGGGGCUGCUGGGCCAACGGUCGCCCUUCUCAACUCCUCACGGCAGCCCACCCAUCUCCAGAGAAGGGCUGUCUAUGACGCGGGAACCGAGUCUGUCGGCUAAUCCGCCUGCACGGCCGAGCGAUGGUCGACCAGCUAGCGGUGCAAGCGCAAGCCCCUCGCUACGUAACCUUCUAUCAUAA